This is a messenger RNA of Sycon ciliatum, 5712 nucleotides long. RefSeq names its product fibrillin-1-like. NCBI's taxonomy places the organism in Eukaryota, Metazoa, Porifera, Calcarea, Leucosolenida, Sycettidae. Gene Ontology annotation, molecular function: calcium ion binding. The record is from RefSeq and is a predicted model, not a curated record. The coding region runs from base 30 to 5180 and encodes 1716 amino acids. The transcript is spliced from 17 exons.
CAGACAUCAAUGAAUGUGUAACAGCAGGCAUGUCCAAUUGCAGUGUCAAUGCAGUGUGUGAAAACACAGUCGGAUCACACUUCUGCCAAUGUAACCGAGGAUAUACUGGCGAUGGCUCAACCUGCAUUGAUAUUGAUGAGUGUACUGACAACUCUAAUGAUUGUGACACGAUGGCACAAUGCCGAAACACGGCCGGCAGCUUUACGUGCACAUGUAGAGCUGGUUACCAAGGUGACGGCAGGUCCUGCGCAAACAUUGAUGAAUGCGCACUGGGCACGAACAAUUGCCAUGACAAUGCGCUGUGUAUCGACACCAUGGGCUCUUUCAUGUGUGCGUGCGUCAGUGGAUAUGAUGGCAACGGUGUCAUGUGCACGGAGAGAGAUGAAUGUACUCUAGAUCAGCCAUGCGAUGUCAACGCCGCCUGCAUCAAUACACCCGCAUCAUUCCAGUGCCGGUGCAAUGCUGGUUUCCGUGGCGAUGGAUUCUCGUGCCAGGAGAUCAAUGAAUGUCUUGAGGGCAGUGAUGAUUGUGAUGUAAACGCAAACUGUGCAAACACCGUUGGUUCAUGGACAUGUUCAUGUCUUCCUGGAUUCACUGGUACUGGACAACAGUGUCAGGAUAUUGAUGAAUGUGCUUUGCAGACGGACAGUUGCCAUGACAAUGCUAUCUGUACAAAUCAAGUACCCGGAUUCACAUGUCAAUGCAACUCUGGCUUCAGCGGUGAUGGUGUUGUUUGUGUGAAUAUCAAUGAAUGUACAGAAGACAUUGAUGAUUGUCAUGCAGCUGCUACCUGUACUGAUACACCCGGCUCGUUCACAUGUGCAUGCCUUGUGGGUUACCGCGGUGAUGGUUUGAACUGUGUGGACAUCAAUGAAUGCGAUGAAAACUUGGAUAAUUGCGAUGACAAUGCCGAUUGUGCUAAUACACCCGGGUCGUUUACGUGCACCUGUCGCGAUGGAUUUGUAGGCAGUGGAGUGACGUGCACCGAUGUCAACGAAUGUGCUGUGCUCAACGGUGGCUGCUCAAUCAAUGCAGACUGUCUGAACAACAUUGGAUCGUUUAUUUGCAGAUGUGUCACUGGGUAUACGGGCAGUGGUACUGUCUGUCAAGAUAUCAAUGAGUGUGUGAACCCCGUUGCUAGAUGCGGCCCUAACGCUCUCUGCACUAACACACCUGGAUCGUUUACAUGCGGAUGUGUGGCUGGCUUUAGCCUCGUUGGUGGACAAUGUGUGGACAUUAAUGAAUGUCAGGAUGGCAGCCAUCAAUGUCAUGUCAUGGCACAGUGCAUAAACACUGCUGGCUCGUUCUUAUGUCAGUGUAAUACUGGUUAUGAGGAUGCCCCUGGAUCAGUCCCACCGGGGCGCAACUGUGUGGAUAUAGACGAAUGUAGUAGUAAUAGCGAUGACUGCGAUAACAACGCUCUCUGCACCAAUACACAGGGAUCUUUUUUCUGUACUUGCCUAACUGGCUAUGCUGGUGAUGGCCGUACAUGUACUGAUAUCGAUGAAUGUGCUACUAACAGAGGAGGAUGUAGUACCAGUGCUACUUGUUCUAACACUCUGGGAUCAUUCUUCUGUCAAUGCAACAUGGGUUUUCAGGGAGACGGGUUCAAUUGCACAGAUAUAGUAGAGUGUCGGUCUCAGCAGUCCAAUUGCAAUCCCGAAGCACAGUGCAUUAACCUAGUGGGCAGCUUCCGCUGUAUGUGCAACCCUGGGUUUGACGGAGAUGGAUUGCUGUUUUGUAGCAAUAUCAAUGAAUGUACUCUUGGCUUGCACAACUGUCCACCGGUUACUGGCAUCUGUGAAGACAACCGCGGCUCUUUCACCUGUAAUUGUGGACGCGGUUAUCUUUACAAUAUGACAUACAAUACGUGUGAUGAUCAGAAUGAAUGUGUUCUGGGCACACAUCGGUGUGAUGCCAAUGCUGAUUGUAGCAACACACCAGGUUCAUUCAGCUGCGCAUGUCAGAGUGGCUUUACCGGCAACGGUCUCACCUGCGCUAACAUAGACGAGUGUAGCGAUGGAACUCAUCGUUGCUCAGCGUUUGCGGAGUGUACGGACACAAUGGGAUCUCAUCAGUGUGUCUGCCGUGCUGGAUUUAGUGGUGACGGGAAUGUCUGCUCUGAUCUGGAUGAGUGUGCCCUCGGCAUUGACAAUUGCCAUGCCAACGCCAUCUGUACCAACACCAUAGGGUCCUUUGAGUGCCGGUGCAAUGCUGGUUUCCGUGGCAACGGAGUUGUCUGCCAGGAGAUCAAUGAAUGUCUUGAGGGCAGUGAUGAUUGUGAUGUAAACGCAAACUGUGCAAACACCGUUGGUUCAUGGACAUGUUCAUGUCUUCCUGGAUUCACUGGUACUGGACAACAGUGUCAGGAUAUUGAUGAAUGUACUUUGCAGACGGACAGUUGCCAUGACAAUGCUAUCUGUACAAAUCAAGUACCCGGAUUCACAUGUCAAUGCAACUCUGGCUUCAGUGGUGAUGGUGUUGUUUGUGUGAAUAUCAAUGAAUGUACAGAAGACAUUGAUGAUUGUCAUGCAGCUGCUACCUGUACCGAUACACCCGGCUCGUUCACAUGUGCAUGUCUUGUGGGUUACCGUGGUGAUGGUUUGAACUGUGUGGACAUCAAUGAAUGCGAUGAAAACUUGGAUAAUUGCGAUGACAAUGCCGACUGUGCUAAUACGGCCGGAUCAUUUAUGUGCACAUGCCAGGCCGGCUUCUCUGGUAACGGUGUUGUGUGUGACAAUAUUGAUGAAUGUGUACAACAAACGCACAACUGUAGUUUUGCGGCAACGUGCACAGACACGCCCGGGGCUUUCACAUGUAUGUGUAUAGCUGGCUAUACGGGAGAUGGACGGCAGUGUGCUGAUAUCGAUGAAUGUCAAGAUACGACACUCUGCGAUAGCAAUGCUGACUGUACCAACACGCUAGCAUCGUAUUUCUGCACGUGUCGACCAGGGUACACUGGUAAUGGAGUUUCAUGUACGGAUAUAGAUGAAUGCGCUCUGGGAACGCACCUGUGCGAUCUCACCCGGGCUACCUGUCGCAAUACACCGGCGUCGUUUGCCUGCACAUGUAAUGCUGGAUUUGAAGGCAACGGGCGGAUGUGUGAAGAUAUCGAUGAAUGUAGCAUUGGUGCACAUGACUGCGAUCCGAAUGCUGACUGUCAGAACAUUGCGGGGUCAUUCAGCUGCUCGUGUCGCUCUGGAUUUGUAGGUGAUGGUAGAUCAUGUCAAGACCUGAAUGAGUGCACACUGGGCACUCACAACUGCAACGAGACUGCAACCUGUACAAACACACCUGGGUCGUUUACCUGUGCUUGCUUUACUGGUUACCGUGGUGACGGUGUAUUCUGUCAGGAUAUUGAGGAAUGUGACAAUGGAGAUGCGUCAUGCCAUGUCCAGAGAGGAAUGUGCAUCAACUCUCCGGGAUCCUUUGAGUGUGUUUGUCGUGAAGGAUAUUUUGGAAAUGGAUUUUUCUGCCAGGAUGUGAAUGAGUGCUCGACUGGUAUGAAUAACUGUGAUGUGAACGCAUUCUGCGAGAACAGCGUUGGUAGUCACUUCUGCACGUGUGCUAUUGGCUACUCCGGCAAUGGAACGGUUUGUCCAGAUAUAAACGAGUGUUCCUUGCAGCCACCGCCGUGUCACGUACAGGCCACGUGCGCAAACGUGCCCGGCAGCUUCAGGUGUGCUUGCAACGACGGUUACCGAGGCAACGGAAUGGCUUGCGAGGAUAUUGACGAGUGCACUGAGAGCACACAUGGCUGCAGUCGCCGUGCACUGUGUCUGAACACACUGGGAUCUUAUGGAUGUAUGUGUCUACCUGGUUUCCAAGGUAACGGGUUGGUUUGUGCCGAUGUGGACGAGUGUACGUUGGGAACGGACAAUUGCCAUGACAACGCCGAGUGCAGCAACACCGAAGGCAGCUUUACGUGUGCAUGCAACACCGGGUAUAUGGGCAAUGGCGUUCUAUGUGCGGAUGUCAAUGAAUGUACCAGUGAUACGGAUAACUGUGCGCCGCAACCCCGAGGUCUCUGCAUCAACAACGACGGAUCAUUCAGUUGUCAGUGCUUAGCAGGGUACACUGGUGAUGGGGCAACAUGCAGGGACAUUGACGAAUGUCAGCUGGGUCUUGAUAACUGUGAUGUCAAUGCUGAAUGUACCAACACUGCCGGCUCAUUCCAAUGCAGAUGCUUGGCUGGAUACAGUGGAGAUGGUGUGACGUGCCAGGAUGUGAACGAGUGUAACACCGUGUCGCACAAUUGCCUCUUCAACGCAGUCUGCUCCAACACAAUCGGGUCACAUACGUGCAUGUGCCUAGCCGGAUAUACGGGUAAUGGAAUUGACAACUGUGACAAUGUUAACGAGUGUAUGCUGGGAACGCAUGAUUGUGACGUUAACACUGCCGUGUGUAUGGACACCAUCGGCUCGUUUAACUGUCGUUGUCUGAGUGGAUACCAGGGAUCCGGCCGCAGUGGUCAGUGUGCCGAUAUAGAUGAAUGCGCAAGAAACACGCAUACGUGCCACGCCCUGGCCACGUGCGCUAACCAAGUGCCAGGAUUCCAGUGUACGUGUAAUGCAGGGUACACUGGUGAUGGACAGCAGACAGGUGGCACAGGCUGUGUGGAUAUCGAUGAAUGUACCGAGGUGCCAAGCCGCUGUGAUGUCAACGCCCAGUGCAAUAACAUGAUUGGAUCGUUCAUCUGUAUGUGCAACAGUGGCUGGACUGGCACGGGUGUUAGCUGUAUGGACAUCAAUGAAUGCUCAUUGGGAACUGAUAAUUGCCAUGACAACGCAGUCUGUGCAAACACUGCUGGAAGUUUCAACUGCCAGUGUCUGCAAGGAUUUGGUGGAAACGGUCUCCUCUGUGCUGCUCUACCAGUGUUCACAACACGUCCUGCCACACAGCUUUGCACAUCAGUCGGCGAUAGACUUGUGGCAUCAUGUGUACUAUCCAACAAUCCACGACCGGACAGAAUUGUGUGGACAAUGGAGAACACCACACUAGCCACGAUGACUUCAGAUCGUGUCAGUGUUGUGCAAAGUGACCUGUGCAGUGUCUUGGAAAUCCGCAACGUAACCGCUAGCGACGCUGGUCGAUACUCGUGCCUGGCUACCAAUGGUGUGGCGUCUGUCUCUGCCUAUGUACAAGUUACAUUCAACAAUUGUCCAUGUGUUAUACCUUAAUCUAACCUACCUUUGUCCUUGGUGAAAAGGUCUCCUGUAGCAGCAACAGCAUCCUCCUCAUCGUCAGGAGAACAUUAGACAGUGCUGCGGCGCAAACCAGUUAUGUACAAGACUAUAGAACCUGUGUGCAGCAUGGUCAGUGACUAUGACAGGACUGUGAUCGGGCGCUGUGAUGUGACUGUGACCCAUGCAGUGUGCAGUAGUGACGACCCGUGGCCUGAUGGUUCGACUUCUUUUGAUUGUCUGUGCUGUUCAUUUGCUGUUGCAUUGCUUGUGAAGUGCAUGCUUCAAUGGCCAUCAUUACAUGCUGUGUGUGGGGCAGCCUCAUUGAAGGAAGCAAUUCAGCUCCUGACCAAUGUCCGUUUCAUGUUUUCUAGAUUGAUCUUGGUAUUGCAUGCUCCUCACAACAGUGGUCAUAAACUAAUAUUUGAGGCCGAAACGCAUUCAUACUACACUCAUUCUGUUCCCGACAAUGUUUUGACUUCAAGUUGGUUUGGUCACGGAAUCAUGGCUGGCGUGAUCAGUCACUUGC